Messenger RNA from Triplophysa rosa, 1855 nucleotides. It is a transcript of the gene ccdc127a, whose product is annotated as coiled-coil domain containing 127a. The record is from RefSeq and is a predicted model, not a curated record. The transcript is spliced from 3 exons. NCBI's taxonomy places the organism in Eukaryota, Metazoa, Chordata, Actinopteri, Cypriniformes, Nemacheilidae. Bases 234 to 1079 code for a protein of 281 amino acids.
UCUGGCCGUGGGGGUGUUCAAAUGUCAAUGCAAGUGUAUUUUUUAAAAUUAUGUCAAAUACAAAUUACAUUUUUACAAACAAGUAACUAAUAAUAUCGGAAAAAUAAGAAUUAUAAAUACGUAUAGCAGCACAAUAUGCAUUCUCUCGCUAUAUAUAGAACAUAAUGCUAAAUGGACCAUUCGGUGUUUUUGACGGAAUUGCAUAUUUCUGCCUGCCUGCCUGAAAAGAUCGCAUGCAGAAAACUUUUAGGUUGUUCAAAAGUUUCUCCAUGAACAACCUAAAUAAUCCUCCAAGAUGGAAUAUUAGACCAGAUCCAGGGCCAGAUGACGGUGGGAGAUGGAAUUAUGCCCUGCUGGUGCCCAUGAUCGGGCUGGCAGCAUUUCGUUGGAUAUGGACUCGAGAAUCAAAAAGACAGAUCCAAGAUGUGAAAACCAGGUACGAUAGCGACAUGGCUGCCAUCACCAGACACCUUGAGCUGAAGUACAGAGACAAACUGAAGGAAAACCAUCGGACUGCAGCGCACCUGGAGGUAGAGCUCGAGAAGGAACGUCAACGCGUACAGGGCUACAGAAAGUCACUGAUCUCUCAGAGCCAACAGGUCAUGCAGGAAAGAAAGCAGCUUCAACAGGAACGACAACACCUGGAGCAGGAAAAGAACCGCCUGCUGGAGUCAGGUGCGGCCAGGGCAGCGCUGUGGGAAGCCCUGCAGCGAGAGGAGGAAUGGCAGCGCAGGGCUCAGGCUCUGCUGAUGGGACUGGAAGUGCAGCUAGUGAAGAGGCAGGAAGCUUUCUGCAGCAUCCUGUUGCCACGGGAACAUCGUCUGGAGAUGGAGAAGAACCUGCUGCUGAAAGUGGUUAAAGACCCUGUGGGUGCUGAGCUGAACCUUGAAGAUGAUCUCAGGGACAUUUUUAAGAACGACAGACACUGUGCAGAUUUGUUAAACAUGGAUAAGCGUAAGAAUGGGAAUUUGAUGUGGCUGUAUCUCAGGUACUGGCAACUGCAGGUCACCCUGCAGAAAUACAGGAGAGCGGAGGAGACGAUUAAAGGAGCCCCACCAAACUUCAGCAAACCUUGGUGAUAAAAAACAGGUGAUAAACAGAUCUCUAAAACAUCUAGGUCUUGUAGUCUGGUAUGUUUUUGCACUGAUCUCUCUCUUACCAUGUUGUGUUCAUCAACUAUUUAUGAUGCCAAACACCAGGCCUGUUGAGUCUUUGACCAUUCUUUUACAUUCUGAGCACUUCUGUUUUGUCUAACAAAAAGUUUAUCUUUUUAUUUGCCAUUUAUUUGUUUGGAUCGAGGCGGGUCAUGGGGCUAAAGCACAUUUUGAGUUUAAGCUUUAACACUAUAAAUAAGGCUACUGUAAUAAAGCUCAAUAAAACGGGAAGGAGGCGGGAACCGGCGAACAUUUAAACAUUUUAAUCAAAAAUAAAUAAAGAAUAAAAGCAUUAAAACAGGCCGGCAGCCCGUCACAGACGAUUGCCGGCCACAUGAACAUAAACAAAACUUAACUAAUGUCCGGGCCCGGUCCUCUCUCGCCGUAUGCUCCUGCCGCUUGGCCUUUUAUGCUUCCGAUCUCCUCUGUGGGAGAUACAAGGCCAGUGGCGCCCAGCUGACGCUCAUUAUCAAUCGCAUCACUGGCCUCGCUUGCUCCUCCCACGGCUCUCGUCACGCCUCCCUCGUCACAACUACUCAUUGUAAUGUUUUACAGUUGCUAAAUUAAAGAUGAAUUGAAAUGAAUAGGAUUUAUUCAUUAUUAGUCUCAUUGUUAAGAUGGUUCUUAACUAUUAUAUCCUUUGUGUUAUUGUAUAAAUAAGAAUAUACUGUUGCUGAGAUGUGCAAUAAAUGCCUUUCUGA